Messenger RNA from Pichia kudriavzevii, 666 nucleotides. RefSeq lists its product as uncharacterized. Gene Ontology annotation, biological process: nuclear mRNA surveillance; poly(A)-dependent snoRNA 3'-end processing; rRNA catabolic process. Gene Ontology annotation, cellular component: nuclear exosome (RNase complex); cytoplasmic exosome (RNase complex); nucleolus. Bases 1 to 666 code for a protein of 221 amino acids. The transcript has a single exon. Lineage: Eukaryota; Fungi; Ascomycota; Pichiomycetes; Pichiales; Pichiaceae. The record is from RefSeq and is a predicted model, not a curated record.
AUGACAGUCAGCGCAACACAACACAUACUAAAGGAAGUCGAUGGUUCUGCAACAUUUGAGUUUUCUUCAACCCGUGUGAUUUGCUCAGUUACAGGCCCUAUUGAGGUGUCGAGGCCACGUAACGAGCAGCCAACAAAAGCCCACUUAAGCCUUUCAGUUAGACCAGCAACCGGUGUGCCAACAACAAGAGAAGCCUACAUGGAGCAGAAGCUAGAAAAAAUUAUUUCUCCAAUGAUUAACAUGGAAGAGUACCCCAGUAAAGAAAUUCAAAUUGUUGUUCAAGUAUUGGAAACGGGUGAACGUGAACAGUUUACUUGCAUGGAAUUGGCCGGUGCUGUAAAUUCUCUUUACCUGGCUUUAUUGAGUGCAGGAAUAUCACUCAAGGCCAGUUUUUUAAGCUCAUUCUGUGCAUGCAGAGAUGAUUCCUUAAUUAUUCGCCCGAAAAAACAUGAAUUAGAUGCUUCAACUUCCCACCAUGUUAGCGUUUUUUCCAUUAUCGAUGGCCAGGCAAGUGAAUUGCUCUACAGUGAUUCUCUCGGUAAAACCAACGAGAAGGAGAUAUUUGCUGCCCUUCAUGCUAUCUCUGAUGAUGUCAACAAAAUGAAUGAUACAGUAAGGGAAACGAUCCUUCAUUCCGUCGCAGAUGACUAUGUAUGGAAAUUUUAG